Molecule: messenger RNA, 3025 nt
Organism: Hemiscyllium ocellatum (epaulette shark)
Lineage: Eukaryota; Metazoa; Chordata; Chondrichthyes; Orectolobiformes; Hemiscylliidae
Gene: fzd8a
Product: frizzled class receptor 8a
Exons: 1
Coding region: 652-2442 (596 amino acids)
Biological process (GO): non-canonical Wnt signaling pathway; canonical Wnt signaling pathway
Cellular component (GO): plasma membrane
Molecular function (GO): Wnt-protein binding; Wnt receptor activity
Source: RefSeq, a predicted model, not a curated record
UUUAAUGGGACGCGGCGCUGAAAUUCAGUCCUGGAGAAUUUGUUUUUAUUUGGGGAAGAGGAGGGCCACAGCGGGGAUCGGUCGUCAGUCUGAAAGGAAUCCACCUUCCAAAAGCCAGGACUGCUUUCCCCUUUUUGACCAGCCCAAAAAAAAGGAAGAAACCCGUGUCCUUUCAAAGAAGAGGGGAAAAGAAAAAAGUUAGGAGGAACUUGGAUGAAGUUUUGUUUUGGGGAGGGGUGAGAGAGAGAGAGAGAGAGAAAGGUGCAGUUGUGGGCAUCCUAAGUCAGACAGGCCUGCGAGAGAGGGGGAGGCUAACGUUUCACUGCUCGUCCUCUGCAUGAAGUGCAGCGAAGCGCCGAUGCCCAGGCUAAAUGCGUGUCGGCUGCUGAUCCGCAUGCUGUUCUGAGAUCCGGAGUGAGGAACUGGAGGUGGAGGGUUGGGAGGCGAGAGACUGGCUGCUCCUGGGAGGAGGAGGAGGAGGAGUGGAGAAGGAGACAAUCUGCACUUUUGCGGCGGGACUCGAGGAUCUUACCUUGGCGUUUGUUGAAAAAGAAAGUGUAAAGGAAGAAGAGGAGCUCGGUGCUGGCUGAGAGAAUCUUUGUUUUUUUUUCCCUCCCCCUCAAAUAAAUAACCAAGCCUGGAGGGUGUGCGAUGGAGUGCUGCUACCUGCUGGAGCUGCUGCUGGUCGUGGCGUGGCUGCAGAGGUCGAGGGGAGCCUCGGCCGCCAAGGAGUUGUCCUGCCAGGAGAUCACCGUGCCCCUGUGCAAAGGCAUCGGCUACAACUACACCUACAUGCCCAACCAGUUCAACCACGACUCGCAGGACGAAGCGGGACUGGAGGUGCACCAGUUCUGGCCGCUGGUGGAGAUCCAGUGCUCGGCCGACCUGCGGUUCUUCCUGUGCAGCAUGUACACGCCGAUCUGCCUGGAGGACUAUAAGAAGCCGCUGCCGCCGUGCCGCAGCGUGUGCGAGCGGGCCAAGGCCGGCUGCGCGCCCCUCAUGCGGCAGUACGGCUUCGCCUGGCCGGACAGGAUGAAGUGCGAGCGGCUGCCCCGCCAGGGACAGGCCGAGACCCUGUGCAUGGACUACAACCGCACCGAGGCCACCACCGCGGCGCCGCUGUUCCCGCACCGGCCGCGGGCCCCGGGCGCCGCCGCUCCCCCGCCCGGAGCCAGCCGCCGGCCCCCCCCGGGCGCCGCCGGCCCGCCCCUGCUGCCGCUGCCGCCGCCGCUGCUCCCUCCCCGGCCGCCGGGCCGCUGCGAGCCCGCCUGCCAGUGCCGGGCGCCGAUGGUGCCGGUGCGCAGCGAGCGGCACCCGCUGUACAACCGGGUGCGGACGGGCGAGGCGGCCAACUGCGCGGUGCCGUGCCACGACCCGUACUUCACGGCGGACGAGCGCAGCUUCACCGCCUUCUGGCUCGGCCUGUGGUCGGUGCUGUGCUUCGUCUCCACCCUGGCCACGGUGGCCACCUUCCUGAUCGACAUGGAGCGCUUCCAGUACCCGGAGCGGCCCAUCAUCUUCCUGUCCGCCUGCUACCUGUUCGUGUCCGCCGGCUUCCUGGUGCGCCUGGUGGCCGGCCACGAGAGCGUGGCGUGCAGCCGCCCGGCGGCGCCCUCGGAGCCGCACGUCCACUACGAGACCACGGGGCCGGCCCUGUGCACCCUGGUCUUCCUGCUGGUCUACUUCUUCGGCAUGGCGAGCUCCAUCUGGUGGGUCAUCCUGUCCCUCACCUGGUUCCUGGCCGCCGGCAUGAAGUGGGGCAACGAGGCGAUCGCCGGCUACUCGCAGUACUUCCACCUGGCGGCCUGGCUGGUGCCCAGCGUCAAGUCCAUCGCGGUGCUGGCGCUCAGCUCGGUGGACGGCGACCCGGUGGCGGGCAUCUGCUACGUGGGCAACCAGAACCUGGACAACCUGCGCGGCUUCGUGCUGGCGCCGCUGGUCAUCUACCUGUUCAUCGGCACCAUGUUCCUGCUGGCCGGCUUCGUCUCGCUGUUCCGCAUCCGCAGCGUCAUCCUGAAGCAGGGCGGCACCAAGACCGACAAGCUGGAGAAGCUCAUGAUCCGCAUCGGCGUCUUCACCGUGCUCUACACCGUGCCCGCCACCAUCGUGGUCGCCUGCUACUUCUACGAGCAGCACAACCGCCCGCACUGGGAGCUCACCCACAACUGCUCCUGCCUGGGCGAGCAGGAGGCCCGCCGGCCGGACUACGCCGUCUUCAUGCUCAAGUACUUCAUGUGCCUGCUGGUCGGCAUCACCUCGGGCGUGUGGAUCUGGUCGGGCAAGACGCUGGAGUCCUGGAAGGCCUUCUGGACGCGCUGCUGCUGGGGCAGUAAAGGCACCGGCGGCUCCAUGUACAGCGACGCCAGCACCGGGCUCACCUGGAGAUCUGGCACCGCCAGCUCGGUGUCUUACCCCAAACAAGUGCCGUUAUCCCAAGUUUAACAUUCGGGAUGGUUCUCUCAACCCCGGCGUCUCGUUGAAAUGUCUGCGGACUUCUAAUGGUAUCCAUUAGUCAGAAGUGAAGGACUGACUGCAGCUAUGUACCUGGGGCGCUGAUACUCCUUGAAUCUUAACCGUUUGGGAUGCACACGCUGUCAGGAAUGUGAGAGGGAAAAGUCGUGUCCCUGACCAGGAACUUUUCAGCCGUUCGCGAUUUUAUCAUGCCAGGAGUCGGUUCUUCGUUUUUUUUUAAAUUGUUGACAUUAAUUCAAAUAGAGGAACGAAUGGAGUACUUGACACAGGUCGUAAUGGUUAUAAGCCUGGGUGCAUCAACCUGCCUUAAAAAUCCUGUUUUUUUAGUAUCCCCAAGUAAUACGGGUUUCUUGCAAAAUUGUAUUUAUAUAAUUAUUUGUACUAUGAACACAAAUCUGUAAAUUGUGUACAUAACAAAAGCGUUUUUUGAAGUAUAUUCAGAGUAUGUACAUUUUUUUGUAUAUAAAAAAAAGUUUAGUGGUUGCCUUGCAGGAGCACCAGAAUUAUUUGAAACAAUUAUUCUAUUUUGGCAAUAAAACAACUUUGAUUUUAA